GAUAUAUUCGGCUUUAAUUCCAUGUUUGCUAACAAAGACAGACACUUGUAUGAUAAAACACUUUAAAAUAAUAUAACAUUUGACAUUAAAAUAACCAGGAAAUUCAUAAUAUUGGAAGAGAAAAAGAUAUAUGAAAAUAACUAAAAUCUUAAAAAACCGCCGACUUUUUAAGCGACGAGUGAACGCGCAAAUUACCGAUCAUAUACGGAAACGAUCGAAAUAGUCUCGGAAACAUUCGGAAGUUAUGAAUAUUAAUGAGGCUAGAAUUCAAAACAAUGGCGGACGCGAAGGAUGCGACGGAAGUAAAACAGAAAUUAAAAAGGAAAAGAGUCUCUAAAGUGACAGAUUCGGCAAAAAAGCGUAGGAAAAUCGAAUGGUCCAAGGCAAGAGUGCAUGUUGGGAGCCAAAUACAUCGGUGGCGACAGUUGAAAAAUGCAUGUGGGAUUAAAACAGAUGCCAAAUUUGCCAAACAUUUGCUCGACAGAUAUACAACAGCACAAGUACCUCCAGCAACAACCACUGGUAGCAGUCCACAUGUAGUGAUGCCCUUUCCAGGAACAUCAGGACAAAUGACAUCCACACCAGCUAGUACCACCCAGCAUUUUCCAGGUCCAACAGUUUCAGAAAUAUCAUCUGAAUCUGGGUUGACUGAUGUGGAUAAACCAGAGUUAUCAGGAUUGGAAGAACUUCAAGAAGAGAAAAACAGUAAUGGUGAAGGAGAAAGUGAACUUCAUAAGAAGCCAGCUAUGUUAACAAAAACUGGAAGACCUGUUGUUCAAACAGUUCAGCCACAGUCCUUUAUUGAUCCCUUCAGGUAUCUUUGAAUAAUUAAGUUAAUAAAUUUCAUAUAUGAGUUAAUUUGUGUUUAAGUCACCCAGACACAGUAAAUCUUUACUUGUGUAGAAAUAUACGUGCAUGAUUUCAGGCAUGAAUUGAGCAACUGAUAUGUAUAACUUUUCACAUUUAUGAAUGAAUCUUAAGUCUCAGAUGGGAUUCAAACCAGAAGUGACAAGGUGCUUAUAAAACAUAUUAGCUUACAUAACUGCUGUGUUUUAAUCCAUUUUA
This is a messenger RNA of Ruditapes philippinarum (Manila clam), 1065 nucleotides long. RefSeq lists its product as uncharacterized. The transcript is spliced from 4 exons. Bases 255 to 824 code for a protein of 189 amino acids. NCBI's taxonomy places the organism in Eukaryota, Metazoa, Mollusca, Bivalvia, Venerida, Veneridae. The record is from RefSeq and is a predicted model, not a curated record.